Messenger RNA from Fukomys damarensis (Damara mole-rat), 4588 nucleotides. RefSeq names its product zinc finger DHHC-type palmitoyltransferase 15 (gene Zdhhc15). Gene Ontology annotation, biological process: peptidyl-L-cysteine S-palmitoylation; synaptic vesicle maturation; protein targeting to membrane. The record is from RefSeq and is a predicted model, not a curated record. Bases 210 to 1223 code for a protein of 337 amino acids. Gene Ontology annotation, molecular function: protein-cysteine S-palmitoyltransferase activity. The transcript has 12 exons. Lineage: Eukaryota; Metazoa; Chordata; Mammalia; Rodentia; Bathyergidae. Gene Ontology annotation, cellular component: endoplasmic reticulum; Golgi apparatus.
CAGUUCCUCUACGGCGCGACUCACGCCUACUGUGUCAGGUGGGGCGCCCUCAACAGUGCAGCCCCACAGGUGGCAUCAGCUAGGUGAGACUGUUCCCGCCAGGCUAGGCAGUGGAGCGCCGCACAGCGCGCCUUCCCGCCUCCUAGCCGCCGCCCAAGCAGUUCCUACCCAGCUCCAGCAGACCUGCUCGGUCGAUCUUCGAGCUGAAGAUGCGGCGGGGCUGGAAGAUGGCUCUGUCUGGGGGGCUGCGGUGCUGCCGCCGGGUACUGUCCUGGGUGCCAGUGCUCGUUAUUGUCCUCGUCGUGCUGUGGUCCUACUAUGCCUACGUCUUUGAACUCUGCCUGGUGACUGUUUUGAGCCCAGCAGAAAAGGCUAUCUACCUCAUACUCUACCAUGCCAUCUUUGUGUUUUUUGCCUGGACCUACUGGAAGUCUAUCUUUACACUCCCACAGCAGCCAAACCAGAAGUUCCACUUGUCCUAUACAGACAAGGAGCGCUAUGAAAAUGAAGAGAGACCUGAGGUCCAGAAGCAGAUGCUCAUCGAUAUGGCAAAGAAGCUGCCAGUUUACACGAGAACCGGGAGUGGAGCUGUACGAUUCUGUGACCGGUGCCAUCUGAUCAAGCCAGACCGCUGCCAUCACUGCUCUGUCUGUGCCAUGUGUGUUUUAAAAAUGGACCAUCACUGCCCUUGGGUUAAUAACUGCAUUGGAUUUUCCAACUACAAAUUCUUCCUUCAGUUCUUAGCUUAUUCUGUUCUCUACUGCCUGUAUAUUGCUACAACAGUCUUCAGCUAUUUCAUCAAAUAUUGGAGAGGGGAAUUGCCCAGUGUUCGCUCUAAGUUCCAUGUCCUUUUUCUCCUCUUUGUGGCCUGCAUGUUUUUUGUCAGCCUUGUGAUUCUAUUUGGUUACCAUUGUUGGCUUGUCAGCAGAAACAAAACUACCUUAGAGGCCUUCUGCACUCCAGUGUUUACUAGUGGCCCAGAAAAAAAUGGAUUCAACCUUGGCUUCAUCAAAAAUAUCCAGCAGGUGUUUGGAGAUAAUAAGAAGUUCUGGUUAAUACCUAUUGGGUCCAGCCCUGGUGAUGGACACUCCUUCCCUAUGAGGUCCAUGAAUGAGUCCCAGAACCCACUGUUAGCAAAUGAAGAACCCUGGGAAGAUAAUGAGGAUGAUAAUCGAGAUUACCAAGAAAGCUCGUCAUCUCUUGCUCUGGAGACGGAAACAUAGCAGCUUUCACAUUUCCUCCAUCUCUUAGACAGGACCCACUAUCUCCCAUGAGACUUACAGAAUUCAAUGUUGGAAACCAUUCUAAUCUUCAAAACAAGUCACCAUGUUGGAUUGAAAUCUUCACAAAUUGAAAGCAUUUCAUCAAAUACUUCCUGUGCAGGUGUUUCGGGACUUUAAAAAUUAUUUAAUUUACUGACUAAAUUCCAGUUUAGCAACAAGUACUUUUAAGCUAGUUUCUCUUUCUUUCUUACCCUUCUCUCAUUCCAUGCAAGCCAUGUAAAAUAUAUAUCUUUAUAUUCAUCUCUUCAGGCAAAAGGGAAGUUAAAAGAUUUCUUCUGAGUCUGAAUUCUCCCAGAAAUACUAUCAUAUCUAAAGUGUCUAUUGGUAUUGAGGGGAAUCAGGAUACUUUUGCUGCUUGUGUGCAUGUGCAUUUAUGAACAUGUAUUUUGCAGCUUAGCUAUACAAAAUUCUACCAUAAUGUCAUGAAAGUUAAAGUUUAAAAAACAAAGGUGUUUAGUUAAUCAUGUUUCCCGCCCAAUAGAAAUUUAUAUAUUUGCUGAGCUUGGAACUUUCCCUAUGUCAGAUAUCUAAAAUUUGAGAGGAAGAUUCAAUACACUGUGACCAAAGUCCUCAAACUAAAAAUUUUCACAGAGGAUCUUGAAAGCACUAUAGCUAAAAUACAAGAUCAAAUCAGAUCACAUUAGAUUUUUACUUCUUUAAACAUAACAUGUUUUAAAGACUUCUAAUGCCAGGCAGUGGUAAAAUUCUCCAAUUAUUUUUAUUCAUUCCUUUGCUGUCUAGCUUUACUUUAACCUUUUAUGUAUUACUUUUAUGAUGAAGGAAAGACAAUAAGCCUAAGUUAUGGGCCAUCGCUUUUAUAAAAGGUUUUAAAGAUGAUUUUCGGGUUUAAUUACAGUACUGUUCAAAGGAGUAAAGUUUCACAGAUGACAUUAGCUGAGGAUUAACAAAAGAUCUGUGUUUUCACAGAGGGAGUUAAUGUACAGUUAGUGAUAACUGAACAGUGGUAUGUCGAUCCUUUUUUCAAGCCUUAAUGGCAGCUCAGCCAUUAAGAUAGUUUAUAUCCAUUUCCCCAUUUAUUUAUAAUCAGCUUUUCUUUCACUCCCAGUGCCUGAAUCAAUGAGUAUGGACACUAAUGAUGCUUCUUUAUAAUAAUACCUAAGAGUAUUAAUGUUUUUCUCACUUCAACCAGCGCUGGAGUGCCCAGCUGCUGACAAUAAUAGCCCCAAGUCUUACAGUGAGCAGUGGAAGUUAGAGGCAUCUUGCAGACAUCAAAGAAUUGAGCCUCUAGUAGGAUGGUAAGAUUUACUAAAUUAUCCUUCCUGAAAUCUUUUUGAAUAAAAAAGUUAGUUGCCUGCCACAGAUUAGUCAGUGUUAAGGCUCCAGUGCAACUGAGAAAGUGAGCAAUCCAGCUACUUAAAGCAAUAGCAAAGCCUAUUUCUUUGGACCCCAUCGGUACUUUUGACCAAAGUGAAACUUUUAGCAUAAAAUAAAUGGAUUUUGGUCAGAAUUUCAUUUGAGAGAAACCAGAUAUGACUAAAUCUAUUAGGACCAAGAGUCAGGGAUUGUAUCUCAAACUCAAAAGCUAAGGAACAGCCUAAAGACUUGAAUACUGGAUUUCAUGAUGAAAUCUUACAUGUUCAAAUUGGAAGAUUUCCCCCAUUCAUUCUCCUUCUAAAACAUUUCUCUUCUUCAGGUUUCUCUUGAAAUUAUCUGCAUGGUUUUAUGAUGGACAAGUUUUGUCUUCUAUUCCUAUAUAAAUAUGCCUCUCUAUGUAAAUGGAGGCACAUUACUUACUCCACACGGAGUGGGCUUCAAAGCAAUCUUCACCUUUCCCAUCCGUCACCUUCUGCCAAGAGUUUAGGCCGAACAGCUGCUAUGAUUCAAAAUUAGAAAGGCAUGGAGAACUUCUCUGCUACAUAGAGUAUAUCAGCACUGAGUUUUCUCACAAAUCAGGUCACAAAAGACAUUGUCAGCAAACUACAGGGAAGCCCUGGAAAGGUAAAUCUCUGGGUAGCUAUGAUGCAAAACAUUGUUUAAUGUCUUAUAGACGUUUACUGUUUUCCAUAAGGCCAAAUAAAUCAGAGUUUUACUGGGGGACUUGGACAAAAAAAGAAACAGUAUUUCUAUUUUAGCACCUUGAUCUUACUAAGUUAUAGACUGAUAACAUCCCUGUUUGUAGAUCAUUUGAGUAUUGACUGCUAUACAUAGGCAUUCAACUGGUUGAUUAUUGAUCAAGAAGCCAGAGAGGUUUAUUUAAUAAUAAGCAUGCCAUGAUCUAGCUCCUUGGGUUUUUUCCUUGGAACCUUGUCCAAUAACCUCUUUGGGAAUCUCAUUUCUUAAUUUAGGGUAAUCUUUCCCAUUUGUGACAUAAAAGUAUUCAUUGUUAAGAUCCUACAUCUGAAAGGUGCUAUGUAAGUCCCUAGUGUUCUUAAAUGCCUUUAAUUGCAGCACUGGGAUGAAAAAUUUGACCAUAAUAGUAUUUCUGAGUAAUAUGCUUCAGUCUCUCUUCCGCUCUUUCAUUGCUGACUUUUGCCUGAAAGGCUUAGAGUACUCCGUUAAUGCUCUUCUGUUUGUUCCAACAAUGUCCUUGGAAAGAGACAGAAUGGAAAUUAUUUAUCCUGUGGUAGAGCUGGAAAAACUGAGGGUAAGAAACAGAUGAAGUGCUGUCCAAGACCACAUAGAUGUGCUCACAGUUACAGUGUCUAGUGCACAAUGACUUGACUUCCUAGUAGUGGAAUUACCAUGGAACAGCUUAGAACACGGAUAACAAUUAAGAUAGGAUCAUGUUCCAAAACAGUCCAACUUUGUCCAAAAUAUUAAAGUAUGCAAUUUAUGCAAGUCUUAUUUUUAAAUUCAGUAUGUGCCUCUUUUUCCCAUUGGCCUUGUGUGACACACAAAUUUCCCCCUAUAUGGCAUUGGCCAGUGCCAUAAUCUCCUGUAGCACCAGUAAAGCCUAAUCUCAGGGCUGUUUUUGUCAGUAAAACAAUGUGAUUCCCCAUGUUUCUACCAAAUUGCACAAACUCUACACAUUUAAGAGGUUUAGGCACCGUCAUAGCAAGUAUGACUACCCAUUAUUGUAUUUUAGACCUCAAAUGUACAAGGACCUAAUGCACAGGAAUAUCUCUUUCACAUUACAUUAUACAUAGUUAUGUAUACUCACAUGCAUGUGCACAUGCACAGCCCGGUAUGGUCGUUCAUGUGUGUAAUCCCUGCACUCUGGGAGGCUGAGGCAGGAGGAUCUCAAGUUGAAACCCAAUCUGGGUAAAUUAGUGAUGUUCUGAGACCUUUUCUCAAAAAAAAAAAAAGAAAAGAGGACUGGAGAUGUAGCUCAGUGUGAAGGCCCU